CCCAAUGUCUUGCUCUCCUCCAUCUCACUUGUCGCCGAAGCAUGUGCUACUCUGACGAGGAGGCUCUAUCGUAUCGAUUAUCUGUUACUAUUUCGACAACGAUCUGCUAGUCUCGUCUUCCAUUCCGGUCUCUACUAUAAAAUCUGGGGUCGUGUUCCCACUAAAGGGCAAGUGGCUAAGCACUUGGCUGAAUUGAGAUUUCUUUCUAUUACUGGAGAUGGAUUGAGAUUUCUAAAGUAUAGAUAUAUUCUCUGAAAGAGAAUUAGAAAUAGAGGACCAAAUUGAAGCUACUUUGGAGCCUCCUGUCGAUUUAGAGAGGAUGUGAUUAUGUGUCGUUUGUUUGAGAGUAAAAAUGAAAGGGUGAAGCUGGAGAUAAUGGCGUGUGAGGUCGGCGAUGAUGAAUAAUGAUGAAGAUGAUCGGCGAAGGAGGGUGCAGAGAAGAGAGGUUAAAGACGUUACCAAGAGAGAGAGAUGAUGAGUAUUUGGGAGAUGAAGAUGCAAAUCUGCGAUAGUUUCUAGUGGGGAGGAUAGGAAAUUCGAUGAGGGUUAGAUGAGGAGAUGAUCGAAGGGACGAGGAAUGGCAAUGCGUCACCGUGGGGCCGGAAUCCCGCAGGCACUUUUAGUGGACAAAAACUUAUUUUUAACCUGUUAGGUUUGAAGAUUUUAGUAUUUUACUAUGAUAUUUUUAGCUUCUCAUCUUAUUAGAUUUGUAACUUUUACCUUAUCACCUUAUAUUAUGAAACUUUUAAACCUUUACCUAUUAAAAUUGAAGAAAAUAG
Rubroshorea leprosula is the source of this 779-nucleotide messenger RNA. The record is from the annotation of a GenBank genome assembly. Lineage: Eukaryota; Viridiplantae; Streptophyta; Magnoliopsida; Malvales; Dipterocarpaceae.